AAUAAGAAAAAUGUGAGUGUAGCUUUGCCAUCAUUAAUCGAUACUGGUGAACAUUUAUCAUGUUAGUUUUAAUCAGUAAUUCCGUGGUAAAUGCUAGAAAAUAAUUACAUUGCGUGUAGCAUUAGUUAAUAAAACAAAUUGCAAUUUACGUUAAUUAUUACGUAAAGUGAUAAAAACAUUUUAGCGAUAAUACGAAUAAUAUGAAAACAAUUUAGCCAGUUUAACCUCCAAAUGCGUCAGCUGACGAGUAAGAGAACGAUGUGCAAUUGAACUUUUCAUCGCGAAAUUUCUAAAGAAGAAGGAUAUUUGACAAGCAAUUUUGCAAAAAAUUGAAAUUAAAUAUUUAAAGAAAUUUUUCGAAUUGAUUGUUGUGAAUUGACGAAACAACAGAUGGACGUCGAUGCUGAAAAGAAAUACUUUUUCGAAGCGUUGUGCUUAUUUCACGAAACGCAGUGGCUUCACAAUAUACCUGUAAUCGAGAUAUUGACUCGAGCGUCUUUGGACGCAAUUCCUAAAGAAUGGAUGGAGCACUUGCAAACUUUGGAAAAUGACGAACUCAAUAAUUUCGUGGUGGAAAAAACAAUAAAGUCGGAAUGGCCGGAUUCGUUGAAAGCAUAUGUUGACAAAUGCGAAAAAAUCAAUAGGCUGCCGCUCGUACCUGCGUUACCAUCCAUAGAAUUGCCGCAAAGUUUCAGGACGGGCCUCAGCCUGAAGAAGCAACACGAAAUAAUGCAUUUAGCCCACUUAGUGCACACGCAAUGCAAAUCGCACGAUGUACAGACGAUUAUUGAUCUGGGCGCAGGUUUGGGAUACGUAUGCCAAAUGUUACAUUGUCUGCACGGUUAUCGAAUCCUGGGACUGGAAAGAGACAAGGAAAAUGUUGACAGAGCUUGCUAUAGACAGGAAAAAUUAUAUUCCGAUUCGUUGACUAAGAUCAAAUACGUCCAGUGCGAAGUGACGUGCGACUCCGCCGAUGCGAUAGAAUCCAUCUUGCAGCGAGAGUUUCCCGGCGUUACGGAUGCAUGUUUAAUUGGGCUGCACGCCUGCGGAGAUCUCAGCACAAGCGCAUCGAGAGUCUUCUGCGAGAUGAAAUCUGUUAAACUCCUCGUCCUGAUCUCCUGCUGUUACCAUAAACUUUCGAUUUCCAAGAGUGUGCAGACUCCGUUGCGGGAGAAACAAUACUUCCAUAACUUUCCUACGUCUAAUUGUCUGCGAGAAACAAUCGCGACGUACAAUCUUGACAUCGGCCAAUUCUUAAGAGCACCCUUCUUACGAUUGGCGUGUCAAGAAUCGGCGGACAAGUGGCGCGGCAUGUCCGAAGAGAAGCACAACGAGCAUUCCUUUCACGUUCUCGCCAGAGCCGUGCUCGAGUUGUAUUCGCGUCAAAACAAUCUCAUUCUCAAGAAAAAGGUUCGAAAAGGCACGAGAAAGUCACAGUGCUCGAAUUUUCAAACUUACAUCAAGGACUCUCUAUUAAGAUACGAUUUAAUGUCGAAUAUUGCACCAGGCGCGAAGUUAACAGGUAAAAUAUCCACGCGCGACGAAUUAGAGAAAAGCAUAACACAAACUUGGGAAGAGCAGAAUGGAAAGUUAAGAUCGGUCGAAAUUUAUACUGGAUUGCAAAUGAUGCUGCAACUUCCGGCGGAAUCAUUGAUUCUACGAGAUCGACUGUGCUGGUUGCACGAACAGGGCUUGCAAGCCGUCAUUGUGCCUGUGAUGAACAAGUGUGUGUCCCCUCGUUCGUACGCGAUCGUGUCUCAUAAACGCUGA
Messenger RNA from Linepithema humile (Argentine ant), 1770 nucleotides. Its product is annotated as methyltransferase-like protein 25B. NCBI's taxonomy places the organism in Eukaryota, Metazoa, Arthropoda, Insecta, Hymenoptera, Formicidae. The record is from RefSeq and is a predicted model, not a curated record.